Molecule: messenger RNA, 988 nt
Organism: Linepithema humile (Argentine ant)
Lineage: Eukaryota; Metazoa; Arthropoda; Insecta; Hymenoptera; Formicidae
Source: RefSeq, a predicted model, not a curated record
AAUUUGCAUAGCCUCAGUCGACCAACAUUUCGGAUUUUAUUGGAAUUAUUAAGUGAACAAUUAUCGAACAAAUUUGAAGGAUGUGGCAGACAUACCAUAUCACCAGAAAAAACUUUGUUAUUAGCGAUAUGGAUGAUGGGAACUCCUAAUUCUUAUAGAUGUGUUGCUGAUCGAUUUGAUGUUGGCAAAGGAACUGCUUGGAGAUGUGUAGGAAAAGUUGUAAAUGCUUUGUAUUUACAUCUUGACAAAUUUAUCACAUGGCCGAAUAGAGAAAAAGCUGAAGAAAUUUGGACAUGCAUUAAAAACAGAUACAAAUUUCCCAAAGUAAUAGGAGCAAUAGAUGGCACUCAUAUUAAAAUUGCUACACCAAAACUGCAUCCAGAGGCUUACAUAAAUAGAAAGGGCUAUCACUCCAUACAAUUACAGGUAAUAUGUGAUCAUGAAUUAAAAUUUACUCAUGUUUAUGCAGGACAGGUAGGGUCAGUGCAUGACAUGAGAGUUUUCAGAUUAUCAGGAUUUGAAAACUUAUGCACAGAGCAACACUUUCCUGAAAAUAGUCAUCUAUUAGGCGACGCAGCAUACAGCAUUCAGAAAUGUAUAAUGGUUCCUUUUAAAGACAACGGACAUUUAACAAAUGCACAAAUUACAUAUAACACAAGGUUAUCUCAAGCAAGAAUGAUGAUAGAAAGAGCUAUAGGCUUAUUGAAAGGAAGAUUUAGGAGUCUUUUGGAUACAUUGCCUAUGAGAAGAACCGAUUUAAUACCGAAAUAUAUAGUUGCAUGUUGCAUUCUACACAAUAUUUGUAUAAAUCACGAUGAUUACAUAGAUGUGCCUGUUAUUGUGCAAAAUGAAUGUCUACAAAAUGUUGCUCAAAAUGUAAUACAAGGUCUGCGAGAGGAAGGUGUCGAAAAACGCAAUACAAUAAUGUAUUAUUUGCAAAAUGAAAAUUAUAAUUUGUAAUAAAGUUAUCUUGAAAAUAAAGUUAUAG